UCACCGGGUGACGGUUACUGCGCGUGCUCUAGUCUCAUCACAGAAUGACAGCAGCAGGACGGAUAAUUGUGCGCUCCUGGUGACUCUCUAUUGAACCGGACUGGGAGUCUGCAGAGUCCGAAGAUGCACUUUAGGGUCUAAUUUUGGACUUCAUUUAGCAGUGUACCAGUGAUGAAUAUCUGUCCCAGACGCAUGGAAAACAACUUCCCUUUAUGUAUUUGUAUGCUGCACGUUUAUGAAUACGAUCCAAUCUAAACUGAGCGACUGACAAACUUGUAUCUUUGCCUCAUCAAGGGAGUUCACGCAGAAAUGGCUCCGUGGAUCUGAUCUUUAUGACAGAACAGGGCAGCGCAACAGGACGCAGUUCAUCGCAUCUGCUUCAUCACAAUAGCGAGUAUUUAACGCUUCGUUGCCGUUAUGAUGUGACUCGUUAGUGAAACUGAAGCUGCUCAGGUGAGAAGCAUCGGCAUCUCCGCUCCCUGUCACCUGAGAUGGCCAUCAACAUCACCGGCUCCAUGCGUGAUUCAGAUGGUUUGUCCGUCCUGGAGCAGCUGGGUCUGGACCAGAACUCAGAUUUCUCAGACUCCAGCGUGCAGCAGCGGUUGGACGAGCAGCGCGAGAGGAUCCGGAGGGAGAUCCGGAAAGAGCUGAAGAUAAAAGCGGGUGCAGAAAACCUGCGGCGGGCCACAACUGACAAACGUAAUGCCCAUCAGGUGGAGAGCCAAUUACGCAGCUCCAGCCGCAAGCUGGACUCGCUCCACACUCAGCUGCAAGAGCUGGACGCCCACAUCGUGAUCAAGGGUCACGAUGACAGCAAAGAUGACCUUCAGACUGUCGGAAUACCAAGUCGCUCCUCAGCCAAUCAGGACAGGAUUAAGGCUUUGGAGCGACAGCUCAACAUCGAACUGAAGGUCAAACAGGGGGCAGAGAACAUGAUCCCCAUCUAUGCCAAUGGGGUUACCAAGGAUAAGAAGCUGCUUCAGUCGGCUCAGCAGAUGCUGCAGGACAGUAAGACGAAAAUCGACAUCAUCCGUAUGCAGAUCCGUAAAGCCAUGCAGGCCACCGAACACAUAGACGACACACAAGCAGGUAAGCCGGAUCUGUGCGGGAUGGAGCUGCGUAUCGAGGAGCUCUGGCAUCAUUACCGCGUGGAGCACGCCAUGGCCGAGGGCGCCAAAAACAUGAUGAGACUUCUAGGAGCUGGAAAAGCACAGGACAAGAAAGCCAUCGCUGAGGCUCAGAGUCGUCUGAGUGAAGCGUCCCAGCGGUUGGAUCUUCUGCGAGUGUCGUUGGAGCAGCGGUUGGUGGAUCUACCAGAAGAACAUCCGAAAGUGUGUCUGAUUAAAGAGGAGUUGGUGCUGGCGUCGUCCUCGGCCUUCAGCUCCCGUCACAGCGCCCCCUACGUCCACAAUCAGUACAGCACCCUCAGCAAACCCUCGCCGCUCACCGGGACGCUGCAGGUGCGUCUGCUGGGGUGUAUGGGGCUGCUGGAGGUCGUCCCGGGUCGCAAUCGUACGUCUCCUGUCGCCCUGCCUCACUUCAGUCCAGGAGACGGACGACCGUUCAAACUCACUCUGAGCAGCAGAAGCACCAGCUUCAGCCUGAAGAGUCCCAACAAGUGCGAAGAUCUGUCCUCGGAGGUGAGCGCUGUGUUGAAGCUGGAGAACUGUGUGGUGGGUCAGACGUGUUGGAAAGGUGUUGGUGAACAGACGUGGAAUCAGAGCUUCACUUUGGAGCUGGAGAGAUCCAGAGAGAUGGAGAUCGCGGUGUACUGGAGGGACUAUCGCUCGCUCUGCGCUCUGAAGUAUCUGAAGCUGGAGGACUUUCUGGACAAUCAGAGACACCGAAUACAGCUGGAGAUGGAACCGCAGGGACUGCUGCUGGCCGAGGUGAUGUUCAUCAACCCUGUGAUAGAGAGAGGCCCACGUCUACAGCGCCAGAGGAAGGUGUUUUCUAAACAGCAGGGGAAAGCAUUCCUGCGCGCUAAACAGCUGAACGUUGACAUGGCGACGUGGGUUCGUCUGCUGAAGAACGCCAUUCCCAUGAGCUCAUCCACACACAGCUACACACAACACACCAGCACACACAACAGCAGCGAGAUUUCCAUUCAGAAGAUUCAACUGGAUGACGACUCUCCUCCGUCUGUGACGAGGAGAAACACACAGACGUCUGAAACGGGGGACAUUGGCCCAGCGAUGGAGCCAGCCUCUCUUCCUGAUCCUGCUCCUCCUGAGAGGGCUGUCAGGAUCAGUUCCCAUAAUUCCCAGCGCAGGUCGUCCAAAGGCUCUCUGUGUCUUCAGGAUUUCCGAAUGAUCGCAGUGCUCGGCCGGGGACAUUUUGGCAAGGUACUUCUGUCUGAAUACAGACACUCAGGAAAGAUGUACGCCAUCAAAGCUCUGAAGAAAGGGGAUAUUGUGGCUCGGGACGAGGUAGAGAGUUUGAUGUGUGAGAAGCGAAUCUUCGAGACGGUGAACAGCGCGCAGCAUCCGUUCCUGGUGAACCUGUUUGCAUGUUUUCAGACGCCAGAACAUGUGUGUUUUGUCAUGGAGUACACGGCUGGCGGUGACCUGAUGAUGCACAUACACGCCGACGUCUUCUCUGAAACUCGCUCCGUGUUUUAUUCUGCCUGUGUUGUUUCGGGGCUUCAGUUUCUUCAUGAUAAUAAGAUUGUUUAUCGAGAUCUGAAGCUAGAUAACCUGCUGCUGGAUACUGAAGGUUACGUGAAAAUUGCAGACUUCGGUCUCUGUAAAGAGGGAAUGGGUCAUGGGGACAGAACCAGCACAUUUUGUGGGACUCCAGAGUUUCUUGCUCCUGAGGUUUUGACGGACACGUCCUACACAAGAGCCGUGGACUGGUGGGGUCUCGGCGUGCUUAUUUACGAGAUGCUGGUCGGAGAGUCACCAUUCCCAGGUGACGAUGAGGAGGAGGUGUUCGACAGCAUUGUAAAUGAUGAAGUACGUUACCCAAGAUUCCUUUCCACCGAGGCUAUUGGCAUCAUGAGACGGCUGCUGAGGCGCAAUCCUGAGAGACGGCUGGGCUCUGGUGAAAGAGAUGCAGAGGACAUAAAGAAACAACCGUUCUUUAGAAAUAUGGACUGGGAUGCGCUUUUGCAGCGAAAAGUUCCUCCUCCAUUUGUUCCCGCUCUGACAGGAAAAGAAGACGUCAGUAACUUCGACGCCGAGUUCACAAAUGAGGCUCCAACAUUGACACCUCCUCGCGAGCGCCGGACCCUCUCACGCAAAGACCAAGACUACUUCAGGGACUUCGACUAUGUCUCGGACUUCUGCUAGGGCACAAGGGUGCAUAUUGAAGCUGCUAGGUGUGGGAGAUGUGGACCGCUGUAACGUCCUAGCAUGGUUCUCGCACCCUAGUUCCCAUCUAGGGUGCUAAUCGUGAGGAUUCACGCACCUCCCAGUGAAACAGGGAACGCUGACAGGCUAUACGCCUCUGAUGACUGUAGAAGGUACUUCAAACAUGAAGAGAUUCAAGAAUCCAGAUAAUGUGAAGUUCUGUGGUGUAUCUGAAAGCUGGUGGCCAAGAAGUUUUCCUGUCCUAUUUGGCAGGAUUUUCAAUCAGACUUGUUCAUGACAUGACCCAAAAUCCUUAGCACCAGAUGCCCAAGUAGUCAACUGGAAUCUCAUGAAUAGAGUGCUGCAGGGAUAAUGUAUUUCUGUGGGCCAGAACCCAGAAACGAGCAUUUCAGCACUUUCAGUUCCAUCACCUUGAGGUCAUUGGGUUUUUUGAAUGGGUUUUUGGUUAAAUGCCUGAAAUAAGGUCAGUGCAUAGUAAACUCCUCGGUGUUAAAUUAACUCUGUGUUCAUAUGGGAACCACCAGCAGGUUGUUAAAAGUAACAUCAAAGCACAGUUAGAGUUAAUUAGAUAGUUAAGUGAUUAACUGAGUGAUUAUUGUUCGAUUAUUGAAGACACCUGAUGAUAACGAGCAGAAUCACUUUGUAAACACCGUUACAAAGUCCACAAACUGACAUAAAACACUGAUCACCAUACUGGUGAGUAAUAUUUUCAAUAAAACAUCAACAUCUAAACCUAUCAAUUCACAAAAAGAACUGCAGACAAAUGACAGAAAUAAAAUCAGUCUGGUUUGUAAUAAGAGAGAUUUAAUGUGUUUUCAGUUGAUUUUGUCUAAGGCUGUGGUUGGAAGUCAGUUGAACUUCUUGUCUUUCCCUUCUUCAAUAAUCAAACAACCAUCACUCAAUUAAUCACUUAAGUAUCUAAUUAACUGCUUCAGUGGUUCCCAUAUGAACUCCGAACAGUGUUAAUUUAACAGUGAUAUUUUCACUUUAUUAUGCUGCAACAUAAAAUACAUCAAUAAUACCCCCUUGUGAUUUUUUUAAAGCUUUUACUUGUCUUGAAAAAGGCAGUUGCUAACAAGUGUCUAAAAAGGACAUGAGGUUGUCGUGACAUUAAACGCCAUGUCGAAUCUCAUCUACUCGCUAGUCCGUUUUGUGUUUAUAGUCACACUCUUGCAAACUAUUCUAACCAAACUUUCAAGGAAAAUGUUUUUAAAUAAAAACUGAAAGAGUUGUAGGAAGCUUAA
Messenger RNA from Megalobrama amblycephala (Wuchang bream), 4555 nucleotides. It is a transcript of the gene pkn1b, whose product is annotated as protein kinase N1b. The record is from RefSeq and is a predicted model, not a curated record. The coding region runs from base 492 to 3290 and encodes 932 amino acids. NCBI's taxonomy places the organism in Eukaryota, Metazoa, Chordata, Actinopteri, Cypriniformes, Xenocyprididae. The transcript has 22 exons. Gene Ontology annotation, biological process: signal transduction; protein phosphorylation. Gene Ontology annotation, molecular function: ATP binding; small GTPase binding; protein serine/threonine kinase activity.